UCUUUUUUUUUUUUUUUUUUUUUUUGUUUUGUUUUUUUAUUCCUCUCACUGCCAUCCUCAUUUCGACCCAACUGAUCACAAUCGUCACUAUCCGAAUGCACAAUCCAGCAUUGUCCAUGCUGAACGCACCGCCCAGGUCGCGCUCGGUGCCAGUGCUCCGUCGCUCGCCGCCGUUCUCGCUGUCGUUCUCGAUCGCUGCGAUUGCACUCCUGGCACUGACUGUGCUCGCUCCGUCGUCGCCAGUGGUGCUGCUGGGCAGGUCGUUCGCUCCGGGCGUUGUGCUCGCUGCGGCCCAGUCCGAUCAGCAGCAGCAGCAGCCAGACGCAAACGCACCCGUCGUCGUCCUCAGCGAUGACACUGCAGCACAGUCAUCAUCGUCCACCAAGCUCGUCUUUGAGAUGGACGAGUCAACAACGCAAUGCUACUAUGCAGACGCGAUCGCAAGCGAGCCGUUCGUCCUCUCGUACCAGGUCAUCACCGGAGGCAACCUGGACAUUGACGUCGCUGUCGUAGACCCCAACAAUGUCGAGGUCUUCCGUCGCGACCGCUCGACGCUUGAUGGCUUUGAGAUGGUGCCAAAGACGAGCGGAACCUUCUCGAUUUGCUUUAGCAACGAGUUCUCCACGUUCACCCACAAAACCGUGUUUUUCGAUGUCAAGAUUGGCGACCAAGCUGUGGCCGAGAACGAACUCCCCGCCCACACCACUGUGAUGACCAAGAUGGAAAUGGAUGUGCACUCGACCCAUCAGAAUCUCGAUCGGGUCAUUGCAUUCCAGCUGCACCACCGAAUUGAAGAGGCAACUGAUCGGGACUUGGCCGAAGGACUGAACACGCGCGUGUUUGUAUGGUCGCUUCUUCAAGCCCUCGUCAUGAUUGGCGUUGGCGUUGGCCAGGUCGUUCUUGUACGUCGGUUAUUCCAGUCAGACAAGGCUGGACCGUCAUUGUACGGACAGCGACGACCGAUAUGAUUGGCCCGGGCACCCCAUGAGGCUUUUAGAUGGUUGUUUUGACAGCAAAAACACAAACAUAAUAAAGAUCACGACUUUCAUUGGCACGAA
Messenger RNA from Capsaspora owczarzaki ATCC 30864, 1058 nucleotides. Its product is annotated as integral type I protein. Gene Ontology annotation, cellular component: endoplasmic reticulum; Golgi apparatus; endoplasmic reticulum-Golgi intermediate compartment. Gene Ontology annotation, biological process: intracellular protein transport; Golgi organization; endoplasmic reticulum to Golgi vesicle-mediated transport. Bases 96 to 968 code for a protein of 290 amino acids. The record is from RefSeq and is a predicted model, not a curated record. The transcript is spliced from 4 exons. NCBI's taxonomy places the organism in Eukaryota, Filasterea, Ministeriida, Capsasporidae.